CACGGACAGAGAAGCAGUGAGGGUGCAAUGCCAGUGAUAUUGAACAACCGUUUUCUCCUUCUGUACGGAUCUCAGACUGGCCAGGCUAAAGCCAUUGCGGAGGAUAUAGCAGAGAAAGCAGAGGCUAAGGGUCUCCAUGCAGACAUACAUUGCCUCAGCCAGACUGAAAAGAAGUUCAAAAUAGAGCGCGAGUCCUGCGUGGUGUUGGUGAUAUCUACGACAGGCGACGGUGAACCCCCAGACACUGCCCUCAAGUUUGUACGACACCUGAAGAAGAAAACGCUCAAGAGUGACUACCUAUCUACACUGAACUACACUCUUCUAGGCCUAGGUGACUCCAACUACACAAACUUCUGCAACUGCGGCAAGACUUUGAACCAGAGGCUCCUGGAACUGAGCGCCAAACCAUUCUACCCGCCCGGAUGGGCAGAUGACGCAGUGGGAUUAGAAGUUGUUGCUGAACCUUGGAUAGAAAACUUGAUUCCAGCAAUCACACAUUUUCUAAAACUGCCUCUAGAUAAUAAUCAAUCUGCUAGGUCAAGUACUGAAAUUGUUCCACAUAUUAUCAGUGAGAUCAGGGUUACCAGUGAAUCUAGUUCAAAUAGUGAUACACUUAUUCAAGAUGACAACAUAAUUUCUGUAAAGAUCAUUAAUUGCAAGAACGUGUCAAAUGCAAAUAACGAAAGUUCUGUUGCAAAUGAUAGUACCAAAGUAGAUUCAGAUAGUAUUGUUUACAAUGGCUUUCCAAAAGAAAGAGCAACAAAUGGGUCACACAUAGAUCUCACUUCUGGUAGUAAGAUCACAGAAAAUACAUCAAUAAGAGACUGUGUGAUAGUUAAUGGACAUAGUUUCAGUGAAAGACUGAAUGGAAAUAUAAGUGAGAUCUCAUCAGACAAAGUUUCAACUGCAAUCAUGAGUGAUAGUGUUACAGCAAACUCUUUAAAGGGGGAUAAUGCUGUGAACUCUUCAGUUGGAUGUAAGAAAGAACGUGAUACAGGAAGUUUAAUGAAUUCUGUACCUCCACUGUCAGAGAGUAGCCUUACAGUUCCAAUUCUCUCCCCUGAAUAUCUGAAAGUCGAUUUCUUGGACACAGAAACUGUUAAUGUCGAUGAACUGCCACUUCAAAAUGGCUGCAGUUUCCCGUCUGCCGCAUCUCCGGUUGUCAUGGCAACUGUCCAGUCCAUAUGCACCCUUACAGCACCCUCUUCAGUGAAGAAAGCACUGGCUGUAACGAUUAGCAUAGCGGGCACUGGGAUCACCUACCAAGCAGGGGAUGCAAUAUCUGUGGUGUGCCCAAACCCACCUGAGGAGGUGGAGGCACUGCUGAAGAGGCUUGGACUACAGGACAAGGCAGACACCCCUAUGCAGAUAUCUGUGAUUGAAGGAACAAAGAAGAAGUCUGCUGCUGUGCCAAAGCAUGUGCCCCCAAAAUGCACUCUACAUCACUUGUUCACCACAUGCUUAGACUUCAGGGAACCCCCAAAGAAGGCCCUGCUGCGUGCGCUGAUGGAGUACACCUCUGACGCGUCACACCAGCGCCGCCUACAGGAGUUGUGCAGCAAGCAGGGGGCUGUGGAUUACACCUGCUUCAUCAGGGAGCCCAGCGUAGGGGUACUGGACCUGCUAGACUGCUUUACUUCCUGUAUGCCACCGGUGACCUGUCUUAUAGAACAUCUUUCCAGACUCCAGCCCCGUCCAUAUUCUGUUUGCACUUCAUCUCGAAGGUAUCCAGAUUCUCUACAGUUUGUGUUCAAUGUUGUGGAGAUACCUGCGGGGAGCGGUCGCAGCUAUCACAGGAAGGGGCUCUGCACAGGCUGGCUAGAGGGUCUCCGGUCAGGAGUCAGUGCAAUGUCUAAGGCAGAGGAUGGCGGUGAUAAUCGGUCAGAAGACAGUAAAUUUUCUAUGACUGGGGAUGGAGACAAAACUGGGUCAGAGGCAAUGAACACUGGUUUUGGUGACUCCGAACAGCUAUCUUUGCAGAUGCAGAACUUGUCCCUUAAUAAUGUAAAGAUCCCCAUCUUUGCACGGACAAAUCAAAACUUCCAUCAGCCUGAUGACCUCACCAUUCCCUUGAUUCUGAUUGGUCCAGGGACUGGAGUGGCUCCAUUGAUUGGCUUCCUGCAGGAGAGGGCGGAGCUAAAGAGAAAAAAUCCAGAGGUCCAUCAUGGGGAAGUCUGGCUGUUCUAUGGUUGCAGGCACAGGGAUAGAGACUAUCUUUUCAGGGAUACGCUAGAGGCCUUUGUGACAUCAUCGGUUGUCACCAGAUUGUGUGUUAGCUUCUCACGUGACGAUCAGCCUGCUGAUGCCCCUCGCUACGUGCAGGACAACAUGCGUCGUCACGGGGGCGACCUUGUGACCUUGAUACAAGACAAGGGUGCCUGUGUGUACGUGUGUGGCGAUGCCAGGAACAUGGCCAAGGAUGUCAAUGAAACUUUUGUGGAUAUAUUUGCCGAACAUAAAGGCUUGACCAAAGAUGAUAUCAGUGGACUGUUCAUGAAACUGCGUUUAGAGAAGCGCUACAGAGAAGAUGUGUGGACGUAAAUAUGGAAGUGCGGAAUGGCAAUCUGUUUACAGUGAUAAUGGGGGAGUAUAUGGGAAAUACAAGGCUAAAUGCACAUUCGGCUAUUAGUUUAUAGACAUUUAUAAGAUCAUGAUAUGAUUACAAGUGAGGUGCUCACAUGUGUACAUAUGUUUGUAUUUUUGUAUGUUGUCGACUGGUCAUAUAUGUUUACGCAUUCAUUGCAUUAGCCUUUAUUGUUCUUUUUGGGUUCAUUAAUAUAGUUUUUAGCUGUGCAAUUGGUAUUGAAUCAUGGUUUGUGAUCAGUUCAUGAGAUUUAAAAUGAUCAAUGAAUGCACAUGGAGUUGUAAAUAAAACUUAUCGCUAUAUGAGAUUAUUAUUAUUAAUAAAUGAAAUAUUUUGAGUUGAUGAGUUAUUUAUUAUGUUAUUAUUUGCCUGAUGUUAUUUAUUUUCUCAUAUGGGCAUUCAUUUAUUGACAAGUCUUAGACUAAGUUAAUACCAAGUAAGUUAUGGAUUUUUAACAAAAUUUGUGUGCUUGCAAGAGAUGAUUAGGGGUUAUAUGAUUAGUUAAGUGAUCUUUAGAGAAGAAGGUUUCAGAUUUCCUGGUUUUUCCCCCAGGGUCUUAAGAACAGUGGUAUUCAUAUGUCUUAAUUUCCUAAUAAUAAGGGAUACCCCUGUGCCUUAACAUUAAAAAUGUUUCCUCUUUUCCUGAAGUUUUAAUUUAGGAACACACCAGUACCAAAAUUUCCAAUUAUUAUCAGUGUGUGCUUGGUUUAGCUCUAGAGUAAUGAAGAUAUGAACAAAUGGCAUACACAAAUAAGGAAAAAAAUCAAUCGUAUUGCCAAAUGUGGAUCUGUGCCCCUGUGCCUUCACAAAGUCCUGGGGAGAAGUCUGAAUUUUAGCUUCUAUUCUAUGUUAAAUUUACGUUUUAUCCUCAUCAAUUGGAAACCAUUUUUAAUUUGUGCAUCUGGAUCUUAAUACAUGUAUAUUUACUAAGCAUAUGGUUGUGUUUUGCAAAAAACCUUUAUUUUGGGCAAAUUUAUUUUGUAUUCAAAUGUUGUCUAAGAAACUUGUUUUCAUAUAAUGGCAACAAAGGUAACAAUUUGUGAGGUGUUGUUGCUUUGUGAUGUGGAAAAAAACGUUUUUAUAAAUUGUGUAUUUUUUUGUCAUUAAUCCAGCUGGAUAGAAGAAGAAUGUUUUGUUUAUAUAUUUUUUUACCUGGUGCUAAGGAUAAAGCAAUGUGACUUGUGUAACAAAUAAUUUGUUUGAGACAUUUUGAUAUGUCGGUUCUUAAAUGCAAGUGAUGCAUGUAUGUCUGAUAGACAGUUUCAAUAGUUUGUACUAGUCAGGUACAAAUACUUGCCAUAACGUGUUUUACAUCAGACAAAAAAUGUGUUUUGUGUUUUAUGGAAAAACAAACUAUUGUGUCCUUUUUUGCCAGUGAUAUUGUGAGAUUUUAUUUGUUUAAAUGAUUUUAUUGUCAAGUUGGAUGUGAAAAGCUCAAAAUUGUGAUAACAAUGGUCGAGUGUAUGCGAUAUGACAGUGAAUAAUUGAGAAAACUUAUUAAAAAAAUUGAAUGUUGCAUGACAAAGUUACAGAGCAGACAAGCUUGAACAUUCUAAUGCAUGAAAAUGUUAAACUAGUUGAUAUGGAGUGUCAUGUGCAAUUACGAUCUCCCCACUGCAUAGGCCAAGGUCACACUUAAAGAUAAGAGGUUAAGUUGUGGCUAUAAAUCAGCUUGCCCAAACUAUAACUCUUAACAUCCAAAAUUCAAUUUUAAAAUCAUUAAAACUAUAUGUUAACAAUGUUGAAUUAGUGUAAUGUAUGACAAUCAUUGCCCUACAGCAUAAGUCAUAUUUAUUGUUAAAGUGGCCUUGUCACAGAUUUCGACAUGUAUUGAAGUUUGUUAUUAAAUGCUUUAUUUUGAUAAAUAUACACAUUGGAUCUAAAAAGCUCAAGCAAAAAAAAACAAGAAUAAAAGUUUAAGACGAAAAAAAGUAACCCUAACCUGGCUUAAACCACUAACCCGGAGUAAAAGUCUUCCACUAAGAAUACUCGGCCAUUGGUGCUCACUAUAUGAGAUGAAUUUUAUACUUUAUAUAAGCAUACCUCUUAGUAUCAAACAUUGAAACAAUAUAACGACAACAACAGAACUCUCCAAAUUAUUCAAUCGUUUUGCGUUGCAACGCUUUAUAAUUUUCAGGUUUUCAAAUCUUCAAAAGAUGCAUAUAAUGGAUAUUUUAGAGCACGGUUAAUGUUCAAUAUUACUGUUUCCUCGCAAAUAACAUAACUAGAACGAAAAUUUGCAAAUCUGAAACAACUUUUUUUAAUUUUGCCAAUUUACCAAAACGUGAAAAGGCCACUUUUAAGAUAAAUAUUAAAUUUGGCCAUGAAAAAUGCUUUCGAACAAAUGUUCACUAUGUAGAGAUGAUGUGCCAUUUAAUAGCAAAUAAAGGUCACCCAAAGUCGCUACUGCAAAGGUCAAGGGCACUCUUUAAGGGAAAAGGUUAACUUUGGCCUUGAAACAAAUUGUCCAGACUAUAACUCCAUCAUUCAAUUUCAAAACAAUUUAGCAUAAGUGUUCACCAUAUGGAUAUGACAUGUCAUGUGUACACGUUUACAAACUGUGACCUUACCUCAAUUGCUAAGGUUACACACACACAGCCUGUCUUUACUGUAACUUCAUCAUUUUUCAUCCAGUUUUGUGCACAAUUAAUAUUAACCUUUUGAUGUGUGAACUAUUCUAUAUCUAAAAGGUCAGGUCUUCAUUAGAGGUCAAAGGUCACACCCAAGUUUUGACUAGUAUUCUACUUUCAAAAAUGACAGUUUUCUGCACUGUAACUUAGUCAUUUAUCAUGAAAUUUAAAAUAAAUAAUUUCAAUGAUUCACUUCCAAUAUACUUCACAUGUUGUCAACGGGCAUCUCGCUAGCAUCGUUGUUUUAUGUCACAUGAUCAUGACAUGUUCUGUGUCACGUUUUAGAAUGGGUACUUUUAAUAAAACAUUGUGUUUUAUACAUAAAAAAUCAUGUUAAAAGAACUUUGAAUGUAAAUUAAUUUGAGUGAUUGUUUCAAUUGUAAAUUGUUUUCUAUUGGUAAGCAGUAUUUUGAUGAAUGAAUGUGUAAUCUCAGUACCAUGUUAUACCAGUUUGUUUUUUUUUAAC
Molecule: messenger RNA, 5680 nt
Organism: Dreissena polymorpha
Lineage: Eukaryota; Metazoa; Mollusca; Bivalvia; Myida; Dreissenidae
Product: methionine synthase reductase-like
Exons: 14
Coding region: 28-2541 (837 amino acids)
Biological process (GO): homocysteine metabolic process
Cellular component (GO): cytosol
Molecular function (GO): [methionine synthase] reductase (NADPH) activity; FMN binding; flavin adenine dinucleotide binding
Source: RefSeq, a predicted model, not a curated record